ACAGCUGAGGGCAUACAUUAUGAGAUUCAUAAAACUGAAAAAGGAGUCAGAAGUUUGCUUGCUGUACACAUGGAACCUCAGAAGAUCAGAGAGGGUUUUCUGGUCAAAAAGCGUGCGGUGCUGAGCUCUUGGAAGGUGGUGUGGGUGGUCCUCUCAGAUGAUGGGGUGGAAUUCUACAAUAAGAAGUCUGACAGCAGUCCCAAAGGAAUGAUACCGCUAAAGGGGGCCAAGCUGACCAGCCCUUGCCAAGACUUUGCCAAAAGAACGUUUGUUUUCAAAAUCACCACAUUCAAGAACCAGGACCACUUCUUCCAAGCCAGUCACUUAGAAGAAAGAGAGUUUUGGAACAAAGACAUCAAGAGGGCCAUCGUUUGCCUCGACAGCGGCAUGAAAUUUAGCAGAAAAUCAACGCGGAAGUCCAUUCAGUUGCCCAGCAACAUCAAUAUGAGUGAACUGUACAACCUGAUGAGAGACCCACAGGUUGGAGUCAAAGAGCUGAAGCUGGAGAGAGACAACAGAACCUUCAAUCAGUGUUUUACAGGUAGCGCUGUUGUUGACUGGCUAGUGUCCCAUGAGCGCGUCAGAAACAGACAGGAUGGGGUGAUAGUUGCCACGGGCCUCCUGAACGAAGGCCUCUUGCAGCCAGCUGGGGACAUGUCCAAGAGGGCAGCCGAGGUGCACGCUGAAUCUGUCCUGCUGGACCAACUUGAUGCCUUCUAUUACUUUGCAGACAGUGGCUUUUUCUGUGAGGGGUACUCAAGUGACGAGGAUACCAUCACAAAGGAAGAAUUUCGGGGUGCCGUUGUAAAGCAGGGCUGUCUGGUGAAACAGGGGCAUCGGAGAAAAAACUGGAAGGUACGAAAAUUCAUACUGCGAGAUGAUCCUGCAUAUAUGCACUACUAUGAUCCUACCAAGGAUGGUGAUGGCCCUCUGGGUGCCAUCCACCUGCGCGGCUCAGUUGUAACAGCUGUGGAUCAUGUGCCUGAUGCUAAGAAGACGGAUACGGAGGGGUUUCUCUUUGAAAUCAUCACUUCUGAUGAAAUUCAUUACCUCCUGGAAGCGACAACUGCCAGUGAGCGGAAGGAAUGGAUCCAAGCCAUCCACACUGUGUCCAAGACAGGGAAAUAGUAGCCAGAACGAAAAAAAAAAACAAAAAACAAAAAUGAAAGUCCUAAUGGACAGCAUGUCACAAAAUUCACUUUUAAGGAAGAACUAUUAUUUAAAAUUCACUUUUAAGGAAAACUAUUAUUUAGAAAAUAUAUAAAUGCAAUAAUGGAUCAGUCAGCUGAGAGAGAAAAACUUAUAAAAUACAUAAUAUGAGCAACAGCAGAAUAGUCACUGAAAAUAGUUUGACGGUUUCACCCCAAAACAAGGUGUGACUGUGGUUUCUCAUUUCUCCGUUAAUUUGUGGAAAGUCAGCCUUCUUAUACAAAAAUAACUUUGGGUUGUUCAGCCAAUCUGUAAGAAAUUAGUUUUAGAUAUCUCAGAAAUACCCGUAACAAAAAUAAUACAAAAAUGUGUCUGAAAACAAUGUGAAUGCCAUGUCUUUCCUUACGCUUACAUGUUUUCGAAGAGAUGAUGUUUAUGAAUUACGCAUCACAAAUUGAUGGCAAAAGCCUUGUCUGAAUGACACAAAGGCUCAGUACAUAGUCAGUCAUGUAUUGUUUAAAGGUCAUGUAGUCAUGUAGUCAUGACCUGUAGUCAUAGUCAAGUCAUGUAGUGUUUAAAGGAGCCAAAAGGUUUAUGGGGCAGGAGUUUGGGUAAUAAUAAAAUAAGGAACAAUGAGCAACAGAAGGGUCAUCGGAAGUUCCUUCUACUUCCUGAGAAAUGUUUGCAAAAUGCAAUUCAGUUGCAGAGUCACUGGGUGCAGUUAAAGUUAUUAUUCAAUUUGCAUUAUAGUCAGAAAGGCAGAUUUUUUUGUAUUAAUAUCUAUAAUUAUAUGUAGACAGCCUUGUCACGCAAGUUAACGUUCUCACAGCUUCUUCUAAGAUGGUAUUACCCCAGCCCUUUUUAUUAUUUCCACUUAAAAUUCUAAUAAAUUUUAGACUGUGAAACUUUUCAAGCGGUGGCCUCCACCCACUAUCAGUUCUUUAUGAGAGAACAAUAUUCUUUUGGUACCUCUGUGUGAAAUAUAAUACCAGCUGAUGCAGAAAAUCUUGCUGUUGGUAUUUAACAGAAAAUCCC
Molecule: messenger RNA, 2184 nt
Organism: Scleropages formosus (Asian bonytongue)
Lineage: Eukaryota; Metazoa; Chordata; Actinopteri; Osteoglossiformes; Osteoglossidae
Product: pleckstrin-like
Exons: 9
Coding region: 70-1128 (352 amino acids)
Biological process (GO): intracellular signal transduction; actin cytoskeleton organization
Cellular component (GO): plasma membrane
Source: RefSeq, a predicted model, not a curated record